This is a messenger RNA of Aegilops tauschii subsp. strangulata, 1489 nucleotides long. Its product is annotated as BTB/POZ and MATH domain-containing protein 1-like. The record is from RefSeq and is a predicted model, not a curated record. Gene Ontology annotation, biological process: protein ubiquitination. NCBI's taxonomy places the organism in Eukaryota, Viridiplantae, Streptophyta, Magnoliopsida, Poales, Poaceae. Gene Ontology annotation, molecular function: protein binding.
AUGCCGGCCACGAAAACGGUGUCGAGGUGCACACCGGUGAAAGUGGAGGACAGUUACGUGUUCGAGAUCUGCGGGUACAGCCAUCACAAGGGCAUGGGCAUCGGCAAGGUCAUCCGGUCCGGCUCCUUUUCCGUCGGGGGCCAUGAGUGGGAAAUCCGCUUCUAUCCUGAUGGAGAUGGGCAACACAACGAAGAUCACAUGGCAAUUUACCUGGAGCUGUUGAGCAAGGACGCCAGGGUGCACGCAUCCUGCGACCUCAGGCUGGUCGACGGCGAAGGGUUGCUGUGUUCCCUGCACAAGACAGAUCCGAGGAUGUUCUGCCAAAACAUGGAGAGCAGGUUUGCUCCACCCAUCGGCACUCAUUUCAUAAAAAGGGGCGAGUUCGAAGCAUCGGUGUACCUUCACGAAGACAGCCUCAAGAUCAACUGCGCCAUCACAGUCAUCAAAGAACCUCGGGUCUCUGAAAUAAAACCACCCCCUAGAAUCGAGGUGCCGCCUUCGGACAUCAUAUCGCAUCUCGGCAGUCUGUUAGAAGCAAAGGAGAAGGCAGAUGUCACAUUCAGUGUUGCAGGAGAGACUUUCAUGGCACACAAGAUCAUCCUCGCCAUGCGGUCGCCUGUGUUUGAAGCGGAGCUCUAUGGGCCGAUGAGGGAGACGAGGGCACAGCUCGUGACCAUCCAAGAGAUGCAGCCUGAUGUCUUCAAGGCAUUGCUCUAUUUCAUCUAUAAUGAUGCAUUGCCAGCUGCUUUUGAUGAUCUUGAGAGGGAAGGUCAUAUUGAAAUGGUUCGGCACUUGCUCGUGGCCGCGGAUCGAUAUGCCAUGGAGAGGCUAAAGCUGUUAUGUCAAAGCCUCCUUUGCGAGGAUAUUAACGUGCAGACCGUGGCAACCACGUUGGGCUUGUCUGAUCAACAUCACUGCGAUGGGCUUAAGGAUGCUUGCAUUGAAUUUAUGUCCACUUCACAGGAUAUGGAUGCUGUGGUGGCAACCCCUGGUUAUGGAGAUCUCAAAAGAAAUUGCCCUUAUCUCUUGGUGGAUGUAUUGGAGAGGUCUAGUAAGCUUCGCAAAACAUAGAUGGACAACUUGCUGUUACAUGAAUCUUUUUUUUUGUGGGAAACAAUUAGAUGAACCUUAGAGAGCCUAGCUAAUUAUUUAUGAAGUUAUGUGUUACAAUGCUAUAUUCUUCUUGAGUUAGCUCAUCAAAAGUUGAAAAUAUUUAUUAGUUAGACCUGUUUUCCUGUUUGUGACCUUGCUAUUUGUAUCCGUUGACAACCUGAAUAUAUAAUUUAUCCAGCUGUAUACCAAUUUCUCUUCUCCCUAAUCGUAUUAAAGAUACUGUUCUAUGGAAAAUCCAUUUGUUGUGUCUAAACUUCGUUGAAUAUGAUACCUGGAUCUUUUACAUUAACAAGUAUAGCUAUGAUGGUCUCACCACCACCAUAAAAAGUUAAAAACACUCUCGAACAUAGCAAUGUUGCUAUGGUAAAAUCAUGUU